Portunus trituberculatus (swimming crab) is the source of this 988-nucleotide messenger RNA. Its product is annotated as BLOC-1-related complex subunit 8 homolog. The record is from RefSeq and is a predicted model, not a curated record. Lineage: Eukaryota; Metazoa; Arthropoda; Malacostraca; Decapoda; Portunidae. Bases 198 to 782 code for a protein of 194 amino acids. The transcript is spliced from 5 exons. Gene Ontology annotation, cellular component: BORC complex.
GAAAAAUAAGAAGAAAAGAGAACAAAUAAGACCAAAAAGGGAAGACCCGUUGAAAAGGCAUGUCUCCCUGUUCCCGACGUCAACCCUAGCGCGGUUGCGCCAGCUCCGCCUAUCUGACCAUCACCACUCACCUGUCAUUCAGCGGAUUGCUACAGAUGUUACAUUGAUGGCUCAACGGUAGUGAAUAAAAAGGAUAAAUGGCAGCCCUUUCACCUCCCUGUCCCCAACCCCCAAAUGAUCCAGACUUGGAGCUGAAGGUUAAGAAAGCUUUGGAGCGAGUGAGUGAGAACAUUCACAUAUCAGCCAAUGAACCAUCCCUAGCAGUAUACAGACUUCAAGAGCAUGUACGUCGAGCUCUGCCACCAACUGUCUCUCGCAGGCAACAUGUCACUUCUCUCCAUUCUCAGCUACAAGGAGCUUGUUAUGAUGUAGAAUAUGCUCUCAGUGCUGUUCGUACCAUGAAUGAUGCAGAGGAAAAAUUCACCUCACUGCAGGAACUUCUGAAGAGUGCAAUAUUUCAUCGCCAGCAGCUGAAGUAUGAACAGACUCGCAGGAAGCAGCGAGAGCCAAGCAUGUACAAGCGUCUCUCUUCCCACAUCACAUCAAUUGACCUCCCAGAUUUACCGGACUUCCCGGAUGCCUUUAGAGAAACUGCGUCUCGUGUUGAAUCUGCCCUGCAACAUGCAAGGAGCUCUUAUGAGAGUCAUACACGCAAGGAAAAAGAUAAGGGAGGAAAAAAGACUGAAGAAGAAGAAGAAGAAGAAGAAGAAGAAAAAUGUUGAAGAAGAAGAAGAGGAAGAGCUAGAUUUGUGUUAGCUGUGUCUUUUGUUGAAAUUAAACUGAAUAUUGUGGGAUGAUGUGUCUUGUUAAGUGUAUAUGCCUUUUUUUAAAUAAAAAUUAAUCAAUUUCAAAAUUACCAAAGUUAUGUUGUAAGAAUGAUGGCAUUUUAUGAUAUUUUUGUGUUGAUAAUAAAGAACUAAACAAUUUA